AGUGUUUCGUGUGAUAUUUCGUCGAAGCGCACGUCGUACGCAUCCGGCAUGUCCUCGCAAUUGCCUCCCAUACAUUCCGGGCCAUUCCGAUACUGGGCUAUGCAACACUGGGCCUGGGAAUGUAUUUUUGGUGCAAGAUAAAUUGAUUUUACUGAUUGAACAAUAGGUACAAUUUUCGUAUGCUGUCAGUAUUGCCACUAACCCGUAGGUAGAACGUGCAUCAACCGCAGUACGGAAAUGAAACGGUUGAAACUUAACGCGAAACAGCGGAGGAACCAAACGGAGAUUGAGGAAAGGAUAAUAUUUGAUCCAAAAAGCGCUAACGUGCAUCGAAACAUCAAAGCUCAUCACAUUCUUCCGCCCGUUCCCGUGUAGCGGUAACAUCCUAAAAUCAAUUAAAAAGAUCCGCAAUCAGGGGUAAUAUUUCACAGUCGAUCCCGAGUGCGCAUGCCCUUCGUGCCGUGACGUCGCUUGACGUCGAAGAUUUGACACUCUUAAUAGCAUCCAGCAGGCACAACACAAACACGGACAAGUGGACAAGUGCUGCGACAUACGGUCAGUGCUUCCAGCAGCUUUCCUUCAGCGGUAAAGCUUCGACAGGGUGAAGCGGAAUGAUGUAUUUGGCGGUGAAGUUGUUCUGCUUUUCCAUCGUCUUAAAUGUUGUGUGCGGUCGAUAUGCGACGUCGACCGAUGGCGAACCGCAGCAAACCUUCCGCAUCACGCCGAACGACAUCGAGGCGGUACAGGGCGAUGAGGUGGUGUUGCGCUGCGAGAUAGAACACCUUGCCGGGCGGGUCCAGUGGACCAAGGAUGGGUUUGCGCUCGGCUUCGGUAAUGAAAUCGUCGGAUAUCCGAGGUUUUCCCUGAACCAGAACCACAGCGACGGUGUCUACAAUCUGCGGAUCACCAACGCUUCCUACGACGAUGCGGCCCUGUACCAGUGUCAGGUUGGGCCGGCGAAACACAACCAUCCAAUUAGGGCGCAGGCCAAACUGACCGUCGUCGCCACAUCCAAAGACUUUCACGGAAAGUAUGGCCGAACUUAGAGAGGGGGCCGUCUGGAAAACUAUCAAACAUUACGUUCAACUAGCAUUAUUGCAACAUUAAUACUUUGUUUGUAAACAGUAUCACUUACAAUUAUGGUGACAAUGAUUGAUGAGCUUUUCCCAGCAGGAUGAAAUCAUAUUAAUUCGAAGAAAAUGGUUCUUAAUGAAGAAAUAUUCAUGAAAGCCAUUUCCAGGGAAGUAAACUGAAAUGAAACCAUUUUGUGUUCAUAAAUUCAACCAAAAAUACGGUAUAACACAUAUAUGUAUACACAAAGUAAGAAAAGGACUGUUUAAACCUUCGUUUUUUUAUGUUUCAAACAAAUUACCGAAUCGUUCCUUUUAAUUUCAAUUCGGUGACCAUUACAGUUGAACAGAUGAACGGAUAAUCACGUAUCGAUUAUGUCGCAGCGGACCGACCCGAUAAUGAGACGGUGUGUCACGGUAGAAAAACCAUAACGCACCGUACCGGAUCCGGUGGCUGAUUAAUGGCAAAUGCUCAUGAUUAAAAUGUAACACUGCGGCAGAACACCUGCAAAGCGGACCCUGGGUUCGUUCGUUUGAUUUUUUUUUUACAUUUACCCAAAGGACAGCACGAAAUCGCACAUAUCACCGUUAUUAAUGUAGGUUAUCAAUAGAAGCAAUAAAAAAAAAGUACAUUACACUCUA
Molecule: messenger RNA, 1712 nt
Organism: Anopheles funestus (African malaria mosquito)
Lineage: Eukaryota; Metazoa; Arthropoda; Insecta; Diptera; Culicidae
Product: irregular chiasm C-roughest protein-like
Exons: 5
Coding region: 612-1046 (144 amino acids)
Biological process (GO): cell-cell adhesion
Cellular component (GO): cell-cell junction
Molecular function (GO): cell adhesion molecule binding
Source: RefSeq, a predicted model, not a curated record